UACAUGUCAACCUUUUUUAUUUUUCCAAUUCGUGACCGAGAUAGACACUUAGUUUGUCUUUGAAAACCCACUUUCUCAUAAUUCUUCUUUCUUCUAAUUGCUAUAAACUGAACAAUCCUCAAAUAGUCAAGGUUAAUUAAAACCUUCUGUAGUGUAUACUGAUAUACGCAUACAAAAAGGGAGAAAUGGUUUCAGGACUUAGUGAUGAAGCAGUGAUGGCCGUCCGAUUAGCCAUAAUAGUGUUGUCAGCAGUGGUCUUUGCUGGUUACAUGAUGAUCUGGGUCAUGAAGCCCACAAAUGUUUAUUUUGUAGACUGGCAGCCUCAUAUUCAAGCAAAGGCUGAUUCCAAAUUUUUCGGAGAGCAAGGUGAAUACACGCUGGUCUACAUGUUCCCCAUUCUCUUUAUUGCUACCUUAGCCUGUGUAUACCUCCAUCUGGGAAAGAAAUCCGUUGGCAGUGGCUCCAGCAAAGUCCCAUCUUGGUUUGCCUGGUGCAAACGUCCAAUACUCGUGAAGGGUCCUCUGGGGAUUGUGUCGUUGAUAGAGCUAUCAUUUCUUGGUAUGUUAUUUGUCUUAAUGGUGUGGUCAUUGUAUUCUUACUUGCAAGCCAUGUUCGCAUUUGCUGCUCCUACGGCUGCUUCUUUGGGAUUCCAAGUGUGGGAAGUCAAGUUGGAGUUAUCAGCUUUAUCUCUGGGACUCGCUGGGAAUAUCUGCCUUGUCUUUCUCUUCUUCCCAGUAACUAGGGGUUCCUCAGUUUUGCAGCUAAUUGGCCUCACCUCAGAGGCAAGCGUCAAGUACCAUAUAUGGCUAGGCCAUAUUACUAUGACCAUCUUCACUGCCCAUGGCUUAUGUUACAUUAUCUUUUGGGCCAAAACCCAUCAAUUGUCUCAGAUGCUAAAAUGGGACAAGUACUUUAUUUCGAACGUAGCCGGAGAAAUAGCUUUGCUCUCUGGAUUGAUCAUGUGGCUCACAAGCUUAAAACGCAUAAGACGAAAGAUUUUCGAGCUCUUUCUGUAUAGUCAUCAUCUCUACAUUCUUUUUGUCGUCUUCUAUGUGUUUCAUGUUUGCUUCUCUCGUGCUUGCAUAAUCCUUCCUGGUUUCUACCUCUUCAUGAUCGAUCGGUAUUUGAGGUUCUUACAAUCCCAACAAAGAAUUCGUUUGGUUUCAGCACGAAUUUCGCCGUGUGAAACUGUAGAGCUAAAUUUCUCAAAAAGCCCAGGAUUGAGGUAUGCUCCAAGAAGCACCGCGUUUGUAAAUGUGCCUAAAAUUUCCAAGGUACAAUGGCAUCCCUUUACCAUCACAUCCAGCAGCAAUAUGGAUCCAGAAAAGUUAAGCAUAGUCAUCAAAUGUGAAGGAAAUUGGUCUCACAAGUUGUACCAGAUGUUGUCAUCCCCUGAACCGAUAGAUCGCCUUGAGGUCUCCCUUGAAGGGCCCUACGGUCAUGGUUCAACUCAUUUUAUGAGACAUGACUUGCUAGUGAUGGUGAGUGGAGGAAGUGGGAUAACCCCUUUCAUCUCCAUCAUUCGUGAGGUCCUAUUUCUGGCCAAUACAGCGAAUGGCAAGAUGCCAAGGAUUCUCCUCAUAUGUGCUUUCAAGAAAUCUGAGGAACUCACCAUGCUAGACCUUCUACUCCCAGUCACAGCCACCGCCUUUGACAUAUCCCUUUUGCAGUUGAAAAUUGAAGCCUACAUUACCAGAGAGCAAGUGCUCCAAGCAGAUGGCAAAAAGCUCCUCAGAACAAUAUGGUUCAAGCCUAACGUAUCAGAUGUGCCAGUUUCUGCAGUCUUGGGUCCUAAUAGCUGGCUUUGGCUUGGUGCAAUCAUUUCAGCUUCUUUCGUAAUCUUCCUCAUCCUCAUCAUCAUUCUCGCGCGAUACUAUAUAUAUCCAAUUGACCAUAAUACUGAUAUGAUAUACUCAAUGCCUGCAAGGGCUGCUUUAAACCUAUUCCUCAUAUGCAUUUCCAUGGUGAUGGCUGCCUCUGCAGCAGUUCUUUGGAACAAGAAACAGAAUGCCAGGGAAAUGAAGCAAAUUCAGAACGCAGAUAUGCCAACACCAGCAACAUCCCCAGGUUCACAGUUUCACCAUGCUGACAGAGAAUUGGAAAGCCUACCUCAGCAAUCGCUUCUCCAAGCCACCAGGGUGCACCCCGGUGAAAGGCCGAACUUUAAGAAAAUAUUGUUGGAGUGCAAAGGAGACAGUGUAGGAGUUCUUGUAAGCGGGCCAAGAAAGAUGAGGCAGGAAGUGGCAGCAAUCUGCUCAUCCAGUUUGGAAGCUAACCUAUAUUUUGAGUCUAUUAGCUUUAGCUGGUGAGGCACGGGGAGAGGACACUACAUUUUCAGAUUCCAAAAAUCCUACGGGCAGUUUCAUACUUACAGUGAUAAAGAAAGCUUAAUGAUGAAAUUAAUCUGUCAAGCAGACGAAAACUUUCUGUAAAAC
Molecule: messenger RNA, 2435 nt
Organism: Manihot esculenta (cassava)
Lineage: Eukaryota; Viridiplantae; Streptophyta; Magnoliopsida; Malpighiales; Euphorbiaceae
Product: ferric reduction oxidase 2-like
Exons: 8
Coding region: 186-2309 (707 amino acids)
Cellular component (GO): plasma membrane
Molecular function (GO): oxidoreductase activity
Source: RefSeq, a predicted model, not a curated record